AUGGCCACCUCUCCUCUAAAGACACCAGAGUUCUCAAUGGCCGCUCCCGACCACCCACGAUUCGCAGGCCAAAAGCCAAUAGAUGCAGAGGAAGUAUCAGAGCUCCUCUUCUCAAAGCGAGGUUGUUCCAUUUGGUUCUGCUGCUUCAGAUCAGAGGACUCAAGCUCGAGCCCGGUCUUCAAGGGUGAAUGUUGGGAGAGGAUGAAAGCAGCCGCCUCCGAACCAGAGAACGAGAACAAAUGGUGGAUGAAAGGGUGGAACGCUCUCAAAAAAGUGAGAGAAUGGUCUGAAUUGGUUGCAGGCCCCAGGUGGAAAACCUUCAUUCGAAGAUUCAAUAGAAGUGGAAAGGGAAGAGCUGGAAAGUUUCAGUAUGAUCCUCUGAGUUAUGCCCUAAAUUUUGACGAAGGCCAUAGCCAAGAACUUGACCACCAAAAUUACAGUGAUUUCUCGACCAGGUUUGUCGCCCCGUCAGGGAGAAGCCGAGAUUUUGGCAAAGAUGCGCCCCUUUUUCGCCAAACAAUUGAUACACAACAGUGA
Molecule: messenger RNA, 537 nt
Organism: Amborella trichopoda
Lineage: Eukaryota; Viridiplantae; Streptophyta; Magnoliopsida; Amborellales; Amborellaceae
Source: RefSeq, a predicted model, not a curated record